Molecule: messenger RNA, 1876 nt
Organism: Mangifera indica (mango)
Lineage: Eukaryota; Viridiplantae; Streptophyta; Magnoliopsida; Sapindales; Anacardiaceae
Product: lysophospholipid acyltransferase 1-like
Exons: 8
Coding region: 316-1704 (462 amino acids)
Biological process (GO): phospholipid biosynthetic process; triglyceride biosynthetic process; lipid modification
Cellular component (GO): membrane; endoplasmic reticulum
Molecular function (GO): acyltransferase activity
Source: RefSeq, a predicted model, not a curated record
AUACAAAACCAAACCCAGACGGACGCCAUCUGCUCUCAAGACGAGACGAGUAAGGUUCAGUUUCCUCAAAAAUUUCCACACCAACUAAAAGUAGAUAAACUACUACCAACUCAGUGAGUUGCUGAGUUUCAGAACUGAGCCCCCUGAUUGAACGUCUAUUUUGAAUCAAACUAUCUGCUCUCAGGACAGGAAGAGUAAGGUUCAGUUUCCUCAAAAUUUUCCACACCAACUAAAAGAAGAUAAACUACGACCAACUCGGUGAGUUUCAGAACUGAGCGCCCUGAUUGAACUUCUAUUUUGAAUCAAACUGUCAUCAUGACGAACCUUGACAUCGAUUCAUUAGCGUUGUUGAUCGGGGUCUCGGUUCCCGUGUGUCGGUUUCUUUUAUGCUUCGUGGCUACAAUUCCUGUGAGUUUUCUAUGGCGACUCGUCCCUGGUCGACUUGGGAAGCAUGUGUACGCGGCCGCUUCUGGUGUGGCUUUGUCGUAUUUGUCAUUCGGGUUCUCUUCAAAUCUGCACUUUUUGGUGCCCAUGUUAUUGGGUUAUCUUUCAAUGGCGCUUUUCCGCUCUAAAUGUGGAAUCGUUACGUUCUUCUUGGGCUUCGGUUAUCUCAUCGGCUGCCAUGUAUAUUAUAUGAGUGGAGAUGCAUGGAAGGAAGGAGGUAUAGAUGCCACUGGAGCCUUAAUGGUGUUAACGCUGAAAGUCAUUUCUUGUGCAAUAAAUUACAAUGAUGGAUUGUUGAAAGAGGAGAACUUACGUCAAGCUCAGAAGAAAAAUCGGUUGAUUAAGUUACCCUCAUUGAUUGAGUAUAUUGGUUACUGCCUCUGCUGUGGUAGUCACUUUGCUGGCCCAGUUUAUGAAAUGAAGGAUUAUCUUGAGUGGUCUGAAGGGAAAGGGAUAUGGAGCGGACCAAGGCCAUCCCCUUAUGGAGAAAUGCUUCGGGCUACUGUCCAAGCAGCUUUCUGCAUGGCCUUGUAUCUUCACCUGGCACCUUACCAUCCCUUGUCCCGAUUUACAGAACCCAUAUACCAAGAAUGGGGGUUCUGGAGGCGACUGAGCUAUCAGUACACGUCUGGAUUUACAGCACGCUGGAAAUAUUAUUUUAUCUGGUCAAUUCCGGAGGCUGCAAUGAUUAUUUCUGGCCUGGGCUUCAGUGGUUGGACUGAAUCUUCUCCACCGAAGCCAAAAUGGGAUCAUGCAAAAAAUGUUGACAUUUUAGGCGUUGAGCUUGCCAAGAGUUCAGUUGAGUUACCGCUUGUGUGGAACAUACAAGUUAGCACCUGGCUUCGUCAUUAUGUUUAUGAGAGACUCAUGCAGAUGGGAAAGAAACCUGGGUUUUUUCAGUUGCUGGCUACACAAACUGUUAGUGCUGUUUGGCAUGGGCUGUAUCCUGGGUACCUUAUAUUCUUUGUUCAGUCAGCAUUGAUGAUUGCUGGGUCAAGAGUCAUUUACAGGUGGCAACAAGCAGUGCCUCCGAAAUUGACUCUUGUUAAGCAGACAAUGGGAUUUCUCAACUUCGUGUACACGAUUCUGAUUCUGAACUAUUCCUGUGUUGGUUUCAUGGUAUUAAGCAUGCACGAAACACUUGCCUCAUACGGAAGUGUGUAUUAUAUAGGAACCAUUAUUCCCAUAGUGUUGAUCCUUCUGGGUUCCAUAAUCAAGCCUCCAAGGCCUGCCAGAUCGAAAGCUCGAAAAGAGCAGUGAGAACAACAUAGAAACCACAUUUUCUUCUCCUUUAGGUCCAUAAUGAGAUUAGAAGAGCAGCAAAGCCUGCUUUGUUUUCUUUUUCACCUUAUUAAUGAAGAACAUCUUUAACACUUGUUUGAUCUCAGCAUUUGUCCAGGUUUAAUUAUAAAUUUCUCUCUUUUUUUUGGCA